AUGGCAUCGUCCGUGCAAGCUCUCCUGGGGCAAAAUUUGCCUCCCGCUAUAUUUAUCAGUGUAGAGGGCAUCUCGCCUAGUCUUUCUCGUAAAGAAUGGGCUCGUGAUUUUCGUGGGAUCGGCGCGGGCUGUCACUCGGAUGAACAGACUAUAGAAGAAAGACUUAGCUCGCUGUACGACGGGCAGCAUGAUUUCACGGAGACCAUCCGGCUACAACGGCCUGUCAACAAUCUCAGCGAGCCUUAUGAGCUCAUCGAGCACGAAGCCGACAACCACUUUAUCGCCAUCCGUGAGCGGUCACAGGCGGGUCCACCUAGGCGGACCAGUGAAAGCAAAACUAUUAACCACUACUUUUCGUGGGCUAUCGGAGAUACUGAACGGUGUCUCUGCGCCGGCGAAGAAAUGCGCGACAUUUCUAAGAGGCUGGGCAAGGAAAUAAGAGGGUACGCCUUCAAGUAUGAUUGCCCCCAGGAGCGCGAUAAAAUCAAGAGCGCAGAUUAUGAGGUCGAUACUUGGCUAAUCCCACGAUCCAGACGUGAUGGUGAUCAAUCAACGAUGCGCUGGGCGUUCUACAACAUGGUAUGGAGGGGUUGGAUGCGCCUUGUCGGCCAGCUGUCGGCGGCGAUCCCAGUCCAGCUUGGAUCCUAUCGUCGGGAAUUCGAAUACUGGUCCGGCCGCCCUGUUUGGAGGAACGUACAUGAUCGAAGGGAUAAGAGGUAUUCGCAUCCGGAUGGCUACCAGCGUAUAUAUGAUGCCGCUCAGCGGAUGUAUUAUUAGGUCGACCUGGAUGGUACACCGGUU
This is a messenger RNA of Sodiomyces alkalinus F11, 801 nucleotides long. RefSeq lists its product as hypothetical. The transcript is spliced from 5 exons. NCBI's taxonomy places the organism in Eukaryota, Fungi, Ascomycota, Sordariomycetes, Glomerellales, Plectosphaerellaceae. The coding region runs from base 1 to 777 and encodes 258 amino acids. The record is from RefSeq and is a predicted model, not a curated record.